AUGCUGAAGAAUAUCUAUCACCAGAAAAUAGCAGAAAAAAAAGCAGAUCUAGCUCGAUUGCAGGAGUUUCGAGAACUAACAGGCGAACUAGCCUCAUAUUUGGAAUCCAUAGGAAACAACCUAGAGACCAUGAAGGGCGGAGCAGAGGGCGUGGCGUUGAUUCUUGCCAACUGGCAGAAUGUGAUAAAGUCGAUUUCGUUGGCGUCAAUUGGAUUGAUGAAAUAUUCCGACAAAGACUAUACAACUGACACUCCGUUUCCAGAACCUCUUGUCAGAAUAAAACUAGACAGAGACGACGAGACUACUGAAGACAACGAAGAAGGAAGUUCACAAAUAGCAGCCGGAAUAGCGUCCGAUGACAGAGCAAGCACCGAAGGAUCUCAAGUCCAACUAUUCCUGGAGUCAGGCAACGAAUGA
Messenger RNA from Scheffersomyces stipitis CBS 6054, 417 nucleotides. RefSeq names its product Dad2p (gene DAD2). Gene Ontology annotation, biological process: mitotic cell cycle; attachment of spindle microtubules to kinetochore. Lineage: Eukaryota; Fungi; Ascomycota; Pichiomycetes; Serinales; Debaryomycetaceae. The coding region runs from base 1 to 417 and encodes 138 amino acids. Gene Ontology annotation, cellular component: mitotic spindle pole body; mitotic spindle midzone; mitotic spindle. The transcript has a single exon. The record is from RefSeq and is a predicted model, not a curated record.